ACUCCAGCCUGACGACAGAGUGCGAGACUCCGUCUCAAAAAAAAAAAAGAAAGAUUUCCAUAUAUGAAAUGGAGGUGAAGGGAACACAGUUAAGCCCAUAGCAAUGGGGGACGUGACAUUUUGCAUGAUGAGAUUCCCGAGGGUGGAAGAGGCACGACAAAGGAAAGGAAUGGAGGAUGAAGGCAUCCUGGACAGUGGGAGGUAGGCACGUCUUUGAGGCCAGAGGAAUAAGUGGGGAGACCCUGAAGGGUGGUGCUCGUUUGAGGGCGUCUGCUAGUUGGUGACAGAGCUAGAACUUUCCAAGGUUGGCAGCUCCUCUUCCCACUCUCUCACCAAGUGCUCUGGAAAAAGCUAGGGGUUUGCCGCAUGUCCUGAGCAAGCUCAUGGCUUCCUUUUGUGGAGAGAACAGAUGGGGCCCAGUAGCCUCUGCUCACCAUGAGGGAGGACACAGGCAGGUGGCCGCACUCCUGCAUCAGAGCCUCUCUGGAGGUGACAGCAGAUGGUUGCCUCCAAGGAAAAGGACGUUGGCAGGAUGGCUACAACCUUAAGAGAGGGCCAGCCACUGUGUAUAGGAGUUGUCAGUCACGUCAGCACUGACCCCGAGAGCUGUCCCUGACUGCGGACCACCUAAGUAGGCCAUCUGGGCCAUGACUCAGGAUAGAGGAGCAGUUUCCUUGGCUGGAGCUGCGAAGUAGACCAGCCUGCUGGAGCCAAACAUUCUUGUGCAGGGUUGGCCCUCGGGCCAAAUCCAGCCUUCCACUGGUUUUUGUGAAUAAAGUUUUAUUGGGACACAGCCAUGCCCGUUCAUUUAUGUAUUAUCUAUGGCUGCUUUCAUGCUACAAGGGCAGAGUUUAAUAGUUGACAUGGAGAUCAUAUUACCCACAAAGCAGAAAUUAUUUACUCUGUAGACCUUUACAGAAAAAGUUUGCCAGGUACAUGGAAUGGGCAGCUUGAACGACAUAAACAGAUUUUCUCACAGCUCUGGAGAUGGGAAUCAAAGAUCAAGGUGUCUACAGGACCAGUUCCUUCUGAGCUCCGUGAGGGAAGGAUCUGAUUCAAGUCUCCCUCCUUGUCUCAUAGGUGGCCAUCUUCUCCCUGAUCUUUACUUUGUAUAUACGUCUAAAUUUCCUUUUUUUUUUUUUUUUUUUUUUUUUUUGAGACGGAGUUUCACGCUUGUUGCCCAGGCUGGUCCUCUGUUUUGGAGUCUAAAGUCUUAGAUGUCAGGCCUGGCCCUGGAUCUUCCUGGUUAUGCUGAUUUAGAGGAGUGUCCCCUGCGCUGUGAGUCUCAAUUUUCUCCUCUGCCAGCGGGGAUUGUAUUUGCCUGAUGUUGUGAGGCAAGGUAGGCUGGAGAGAGCUUUGCAAACUGCGACUCACUCAAGACAUACUAGUUAUUCUCUGCGUUCAACCUGCCUAUUGCCUCCUCCCCCUCCUUUCCUCCUAGGCAAAACUCUUUUCAUACCUGCUCCAUACUGCCCUUGGUGGUGGUAUUUCCCCCUGCAAAGUUAAUUUUGCUGUUUCUUCUUAACUUGAUUUUUACUUGCAUAAACAUGCCUGAUGCAAGGAGGUGGGAUGCACAGACCAGAUGUAACUUGUUCCAGGGCAGCAGGGGUGUCUCUGUCAUCAUUAUUCAAAUGCUACUGAUUGUUGAGCACACAUCGUGUACCAAGCCCUAUGCUAAAUGCUUUACCUGUGUAACCUCAUCUAAACCUCCCCAUUCAUUCAACAGAUAGAUAUUGAGUGCGUGCUCUGUGCCAGGCACUCUGCUGGGUCUUGGGAGUAGAGCAGAACCAGAUAGCAGAGAUGAAUUCCUGACCUCAUAGAGCGUAGCGGCCACUAAAUCAGAGAGUUAGGGAAUAAGGUAAAUAAGCAAAAUCAUGUAGCGUGGUGGACAUGUGAAGGACUAUGGAGAGAAAAAAGGCAGAAAAAGGGGUAUGUUGGGUACCAAGUGGGGUGCAGGUUGGGGAGUUGGAAUUUUAAAUAGGAUCAUCAGGGAAGGUGACAUUUGAAGAAAGAGUUGAGAUUGCUGGGAAAAGAGUAUUCCAGGCAAAGGGAACAGGAAUUGCAAAGGACAUGAGAUGGGCUCUGCCCACGGAGCUGGGCAAGCAGCAAGGAAGCCUGUGUGUGUAGAGCAGGUGUUGGGAUGGGGGAAAGGGGCUUGGGAGGUCAGCAGAGGGGCCUCCUUGUGUGAGGUGGUGAGGACUUGGGUUGUCACUCUGGGUGAGAUGGGAGUCACGGAAGAGUUCUGGGCAGAGGAGGGACAUGGUUUGAAAGAACUUUUCUUUAACUGAAAAAUAUUCAUUUAUUUAUACUAUGUGAACACAUACCAUAUGCACAUUUUAAAAUGGUAAAAUAUACAUAAUAUAAAAUGUGCCUUCUUAACCAUUUUUAAGUGUACAAUUCAGUCUUGAGUACAUUUACAUUCUUGUGUGCCAACCUCCAGAUCUCUUUUCGAAAGAUAAACUCUAUACCCAUUAAAUAAUACCUCCCCAUUUCUCCUCUCCCCAGCCCCUGGCAACCACCAUUCUCCUUUCUUUCUCUUUAAAUUUGACUACUCUAAGUGCCUCUUAUAAGUGGAAUCAUGCAGCAUUUGUUCUUUUGCGUCUAGAUUAUUUCACUUAGCACAGUGUCCUCAAGGUUCAUUCAUAUUUUGGCAUGUGUCAGAAUUUCCUUCCUUUUUAAGGCUGGAUAGUAUUCCAUUGUGUGUGUAUACCACAUUUUGUCUAUCCAUUCAGCCAUCGAUGGACACUUGGGUUUCUUCCACCUUUUGGCUACUGUGAAUAAUAACUGCUAUGAACACGGGUAUACAAAUAUGACUUUGAGAGUUUGCCUUCAGUUCUUUUGGGUGUAUGCCUAGAAGUGGAAUGACUGGAUGAUAUGCUAAUUGUAUGGUUAAUCUUUUGAAGAAUCACCAUACUGUCUACCAUAGCAGCUGUACCAUUUUACCUUCUGAUCAUUGCACAAGGGUUCCAGUUUCUCCACAUCCCCACCAACACUUACUUUCUGUUUUUUUCAUAGCAGCCAUCCUAAUAGGUGUGAGUGGUAUCUCAUUGUGGUUUUGAUUUGCAUUUCCCAUUGAGCAUCUUUCCAUGUGCUUGUUCAUCAUUUGCAUAUCUUCUUCAGAGAAAUGCCUAUUCAAGCCCUUUGUCCAUUUUUGAAUUCAGUUGUUUGUUGUUGAGUUGCAGUUCUCCAUAUAUUCUGGACAUUAACCCUUUAUCACAUAUAUAAUUUGCAGAUAUUUUCUUCUAUUUCAUGGGUUGCCGUUUUCACUGUUUAUUUUGUCCUUUGAUCCACAAAAAGUUUUAACUUUGCUGUCCAGUUUACCUAUUUUUAAUUUUGUUGCUCAUGCAUUUGGUGUCAUAUCCAAGAAAUCAUUGUCAAAUCCAAUGUCAUGAAGCUUUCCCCCUGUUUUCUUAUGUGAUUUUUAUCAUAUAAAAAUUUUUCAAUUUUUAUAUAUGUAUUGAACUUUAUUCAAUACAAGUUUUAGCUUGUAUUGAAGUCUUUGGUCCAUUUUACUUUAAUUUCUGUAUGUGGUAUAAGGUAAGGGUCCAAUUUUAUUCUUUUGUAUGUAGCUAUCCAGUUUUCCCAACACCAUUUGUAGAAAAGACUAUCCUUUUGUUACCAAAACACCAGGGGUUUGGUCUAGGUCCUACUGCUCACUGCACAGAAAGCCAAUCACUGAGAUGACAAGUAUUGCCAAGGAAGAAGGCUUUAAUCGGGUGCUGCAGCUGAAGAGAAGGGAGCUCAGUCUCAAAUCCAUCUCCCUGACUAACUAAAACUAGAUGUUUAUAUAGCCGGGAAGAAAUGCAACAAUGUGUAAGAAAACAAGAACUAGGGAGUGACAAGGAAGCAAUCAUGGUGAAUGAGGGGGUUCCCUCCCAUCUGUGAUCUGGUGAGUUUCAGUUUUUUGAUACUUUUUUUGAGAGGCCUGAAGGACCUUCUCUGAGAAAGGAACUCAGAUAAAUACAAGUUUCAAGCUUUUUAAGAUCACAAGGGUCAAUUUCUAUGUUUAUUAAAAAGAACAGUUUAUGGGGCAGUUGGGUCAGUUUCACUUUCUUCUUUGAAUGGGCAUGGCACCCUUGACAAAAAUCAUUUGAUUAUAUAUGUGAGGUUUUAGUUCUGGGCUCUCUAUUCCAUUUGUCUAAAUGUGUGUGUUUUUUUAAUGCCAGUACCACACUGUUUUGAUUUCUGUAGUUUUGUUAUAAGUUUUUAAAUCAGAAAGUAUGAGACCUCAAACUUCAUUCUUCUUGUUGAAGGUUUUUCAAGAUUAUUUUUCAAGACUGUUUGGUAGUCAGGGUUCCAUGAGAUGUUCCUUGAUAUUAAUUUUAGGAUAGAUAUUUAUGUUUCUGCAAAAAAAAAAAAAGCACCAUUGGGAUUUUGAUAGAAAUUUCAUUAAAUCUGUUGAUUACUUUGGUAAUAUCAACAUUUUAGCAGUAUGAAGUCUUGUAAACCAUAAACAGAGGAUGCCUUUCCAUUUAUUUGUCUUGUUUUUAUUUUGAGAUAGAGUCUUGUUCAUUUGCCCAAGCUGGAGUGCAGUGGUGUGAUCAUGGCUCACUGCAGCCUCAACCUCCUGGGCUCAAGCUAUCCUCCCACCUCAGCCUCUCAAGUAGCUGGAUCGCAGGCGCAUGCCACCAUGCCUGGCUAGUUUUUGUAUUUUUGUAUUUUUUUGUAGAAGUGGGGUUUCACUGUGUUGCCUAGACUGGUUUCAAACUCCUAGGCCCAAGUGAUACUUUUGCCUCAGCCUCCCAAAGUGCUGGGAUUAUAGGCAUGAGCCACUGCACAGUGCCUGAUCAUAUUCUUUUAAUAUGCUGUUGAAUUCUGUUUUUAGUAUUUUGUUGAGGAUUCUUGCAUGCAUAUUUAUCAUAGAUAUUGGUCUGUAGUUUUUUUGUGACUAGCUUUGGUUUCAAGGUAGCCCUGACGUUAUAAAAUGAGUUUGGAAGUGUUCCUGCCUCUUUAAUAUUUUUGGAAGAAUUUGAGAAGAAUUAGUUUAAUUAUUUUCAUGUUUGGUAGAAUUCAGCAGUGAAGCCAUGUGGUCCUGGGCUUCUCAUUAUUGGAAGGUUUUAGCUUACUGAUAGCAUCUCCCUGCUCUGAUAGGUCUGUUAAAAUUUUCUAUUUCUUCAUGAUUUAGUUUGUAUAUUGUGUAUUUCUAAGAAUUUAUUCAUCUUAUCUAGGUUAUCCAAUUUGUUGGCAUACGUUUAUUUGUUUAUAGUAUUCUCUUAUAAUGGUUUUUUCUAUGGCAUCAGUUGUAAUGUCCUCAUUUUCAUUUCUGAUUUUAAUUUUGAGAAUUCUCUUUUUUUGUUAGUCAAUCUUGCUAACGGUUUGUCAAUUUUGUUGAUCUUUUAGACAAACCAUCCCUCUUUUUUUUUUUUUUUUUUUUUUGAGAUGGAGUCUUGCUCUGUCACCCAGGCUGGAGUGCUGGAGUGCAGUGGCACGAUCUCAGCUCACUGCAAGCUCCGCCUCCCGGGUUCACGCCAUUCUCCUGCCCCAGCCUCCCUAGUAGCUGGGACUACAGGCGCCCGCCACUACGCCCAGCUAAUUUUUUGUAUUUUUUUAGUAGAGACAGGGUUUCACUUUGUUAGCCAGGAUGGUCUCGAUCUCCUGACCUCGUGAUACGCCCACCUCGGCCUUCCAGAGUGCUGGAAUUACAGGUGUGAGCCACCGCGCCCGGCCUGGGCAAACCAUCUCUUGAUUUUGUUAGUUUUCUCUGUUUUUUAAUUAUCUUUCAUUUAUGGCUUUUCUAAUCUUUAUUUUUUAAUUUUUUAAUUUUUAAUUUUUAUGUAUAUAUUUUGAGAGGGAGUCUCACUCUGUCAACCAAGCUGAAGUGCAAUAGUGCGAUCUCAGCUCACUGCAGCCUCCACCUCCCGAGUUCAAGCAAUUCUCCCGCCUCAGUCUCCCAAAUAGCUGGGAUUACAGGCAUCCACCAUCAUGCCCGGCUAAUUUUUGUAUUUUAGUAGAGAUGGGGUUUCACCAUGUUGGCCAGGCUGGUCUUGAACUCCUGACCUCAGGUAAUCCGCCCGCCUCAGCCUCCCGAAGUGCUGGGAUUACAGGUGUGAGCCACUGUGCCCAGCCUAAUCUUUAUUAUUUCCUUAUUUCUGCUAGCUUUGGAUUUAGUUUGUUCUUCUUUUUCUUGUUCCUUCAGGUGUGCAGGUAACUUGUUUCUUUGAGAUCUUACUUAUUUUAAUGUAAGCAUUUCCAGCUGUAAGUUCCUUCUUAGCACUGCUUUUAUAGCAGCCCAUAUUGUGUUUUUGUUUUUAUUGGCCAUGUUGUGUGUUUUGUUUUGUUUUGUUUUUUUGAGACGGAGUCUCGCUCUUUCACCCAGGCCAGACUGCAGUGUCGCUAUCUCGACUCACUGCAAGCUCCGCCUCCCAGGUUCACACCAUUCUCCUGCCUCAGCCUCCGGAGUAGCUGGGACUAUAGGUGCCCGCCACUGUGCCUGGCUAAUUUUUUUUUUUUUUUUUUUUUUGUAUUCUUAGUAGACACGGGGUUUCACCGUGUUAGCCAGGAUAGUCUCGAUCUCCUGACCUCGUGAUCUGCCCGCCUUGGCCUCCCAAAGUGCUGGGAUUACAGGCGUGAGCCACCGCGCCUGGCUGUGUUUUUGUUUUUGUUUAUCUGAAUAUAUUUUCUAAUUUCCCUUGAGAUUUCUUCUUUGACCCAUUUGUUAUUUAAGAGUAUGUUGUUUAUGACUCUUACUUGUGGGUUUUCUAGUUUUCCUUCUGCUGUUGAUUUCUUGUUUCAUUCCAUUGUGAAUGAGAAAGAUGCUUUGUAUGAUUUCAUUUUUUUAAAAAAUUUAUGAUGACUGGUUUUGUAUCCUAAGAUAUUCUCUCUCCUGGAGAAUGUUCCAUGUGCACUUGAGAAAAGUGGGCAUCCUGCCAUCGUUAGGUGGAGUUUUCUGUACAUAUCUGUUAAGUCCAGUUGUUGGUUUAUAGUGUUGCUCAAGGCCUCUGUUUCCUUAUUGAUAUUCUGUCUGGUUGUUCUAUUGACUUACCUUUUAACGAGAUCCUUCUGGCUGCAUUAAAAUGAGCUUCUUAGAAGUGGAUGCAGGGAGACCAGUAAGAGUCUACAGCAUUGAUUCAGGGGAGAGGUGAUGGUGACUUGGACCGGGAGGUGAUGGUGGAGGGGCUGAGAAAUGGUUGGAAUCUGAGGACAUUUUGAAGGUACAACCAACAUAUUUGACUGAAUCUUUAGAAGUUGGUGCUGGUUUUUUUUUUGUUUUGUUUUGUUUUUUCUUUUUUUUUGAGAUGGAGUCUCGCUCUAUCGCCAGGCUGGAGUGCAGUGGUGCGAUCUCGGCUCACUGCAACCUCUGCCUCCCGAGUACUGUUAUCCUAAGGGGGUAAAGGAAUUUACCCAAGUUGUGAUAAGUGGCUCAUCCAGGAUUUGAACCCAGGUCUGUCUGUCCCCAAAUUCUCAGUUCUUAAUUAACCAUGUACAUUCAUGAAAGUGCUCCUGACCCAGCUACCUGGACUCCCCACCCCCAAUACCUCCCUGACAGUCCUCUACCAUCUACGACUAAGCCUGGACUCACUCCCUCUGUGGCUAUAUUCCCAAAUGUCAUCAGGGUCUGGGUGCUUGGCAACUGCCUUCUGGCAGUUUCUCAGCAUCACCGUGUCCUGCCUUAGAGGAGCAAAGGAAAGAAAGAGGCAGAUUCCUGUAGAGGGGAGAGAGGUGUGCAAACGCUCUGAGACCACGUGGGCUUCAUGACAUGUUGCAGAAGGAGCUCAGCCCCUGGAGUCAGACAAACCUGGGUCCAAAUGCCAAAUCCAGUCCUCAUUAGCUGUGUGACCCCAGACAGAUUACUCCACCUCUCUGGGCCUCUGUUUCCUCCCCUGACAAAUAGGGAUAAUAAUGUUACUGCUCUAUUAUCCACAAUUAUGGUUAUAAGAAAAUAUAUAUUUUUUUCAAAUAAAAUACUCUACCAAAGCCUGAGGUCAAUCAUGAUUCUUUGAGCCAUUCAUUUUCCAAAGAGAACUUUAUUGAGCACAUACCAUGUGCUGGAACUCAAGAUAGUUGUUGGUACCAUAGACAUAAAGCAAGGAAACACAGAGUGUUUGCCCUCAUGGGGAUCAGAGCCUGGCAGGGAAAACAAGUACUGACCAAAUGUUACGUGUCUGAUGGGUGUUUCAAGAGCAGCUUCUCUAGGAACCCAAGCAGGGGAAUUUGAUGUCCUGAACCGGCGACAUUCCAGCCAGGGCCAAAAUAACGGUGAUGGGAGGCCAGGUAAGGUUUCAGGCAGAGCUGAUGACCUGCAUGCAACUGACAUUUAUGUGCAGCACACUUUGCAGACAUUUAUUGCGUGCCAGGUUCUGUGCUCAGCACAUGAUGAUCAUUAUCUUGUUCAGCCUUCCCAAGUGCCUUGAAGCUGGUGCUAUUUCUAUAAACUUUUUAGCCAAGGAGAAAACUAAGGUUCACAGAAGUGACAUGAUUUGCCUGAGGAAACACAGCUAAUAGUGGGAGGAGCCAAGAUAACAGCAGCAGGAGCCACGAUGGGAGAAAAAAAGAAGAAAAUGAUAAGUUUGAAUUUCUACUCUGCUUCUUCCUACUCUGGGACCUUGAGUGGGCCAGUUUGCCUCCACGAGACUCAGUUUCCACAUCUGCAAAAUGAAGCCAACUUCUCAUGGGCCUCCUUAGAUAGUUUUCAGGGUUAGAAAUGCUGCAGGCAAUGCCCAGCUUGGAGUUGGUGGAGCGCUGAGAUCAGGAGCUGUUCACAGCGCUGGUGCUGACUUGGUUGUGUGGGGUGGGGGUGGUGAGCCAGCUCUGGGGGGACACUGCCAUGUGUUUCUGCAGAGAAGGUGGACAGGAAUGCACCGAACUCUGUGUUCAUCUCCAGGAGGUAACCAACCAGAAGGCAGGGAGAGCAGGCAGGGAGGGCCUGGGACAGCUCUCAGAUGGAUGCAUGGAUGUGCUGGCCCGGUGGAAUCUGGAUGGGCCGGCCCGGUGGAAUCUGGAUGGGCCGGCCCGGUGGAAUCUGGAUGUGCCACAGGACAGUGGGAAAGGCUGUGGGAACCCACUAGGUGGAGGUAACUCAGAACUUUGCUUUAUUUACCCCGACAUCAGAACCCUCAGGGUGAUAUAGAGCUGAACAGGCCUUUUGGAUUGUGUUUUCCAACCUCCUCAACCUCAAAGUGGGGUAACGGAGGCCCAGAGAGGAGACAGACUUUGCUUAAAUCCCAGAAUGACUCUGGGCAGAAUCGGGCCCAGAAUCUAGUGGAGCAGAAGGGUGUUCAGGCUGCCAGAGGAUCAACACCAACAGCAGAGAGGCACAGCUGCCCUUUUGCACUGUGUCCCCGUGCCUGGCACAUUAGAGGCACUCGGGUGAGAAUUCUUGAGCGAGGGAGUGCGCUGGGAAGAGCACACAGCCUGGGUGUCUGUCUCGAGCUGGAAACUGUCUCUGAUAGCCAGCUCUGCCUCCCUGGGUAAGUGCCUUCAUCUUGCUAAGCAUCCAUUUCCCAAAAUAAGAUCAGAAACCCACUUGGGAGGUCUCCAAGCAGGGAUUUGAACUCAGGUCUACCUGAUUCCAGGGCAGGUUUUGUACCCUGCACUUUCUUGAUUCCUUUAUAUAUCUUAUUCAUUCAUUCAUCCAGUCAUUUAGAAAACGUUGAUUGAGCAUCUGCCCUGUGCCAGGCACUGUUCUAGGCUGUGCAAAUUCAGCAGUGAAUGAGGCAGAUGAAGUUUCUGCCCUUGUGGAACUUAAACUCUAGAAGAGAGAGACAGACGGUCAACAAAUCAACAAAUAGAAUGGGAAUAGUGGUAGACUGGGCACGGUGGCUCACGCAUGUAAUCCCAGCACUUUUGGAGGCCAAGGCAGGCAGAUCACUUGAGGUCAGGAGUUCAAGACAACAUAGUGAAACCCCGUCUCUACUAAAAAUAGAAAAAUUAGCUAGAUGUGGUGGCGGGCGCUUGUAAUCCCAGCUACUCGGAAGGCAGAGGCAGGAGAAUGGCUUGAACCCGGGAGGCGGAGGUUGCGGUGAGCCAAGAUCGUGCCAUUGCACUCCAGCCGGGGCAACGAGUGAAACUCCAUCUAAAAAAAAAAAAGAAUGAGAAUAGUGGUGAGUGCCCUACAGGAACUGAAAUGGGGAUGGGAUUGGGGACGGGUCUGCCUUAGACAGUGUGGUCAGGAAAGGAGAUGACGUUUUGUGAGAUGCCUAAGAGAAGCAGCAGCCCGCUGUGCGAAGAACCUGAACAAAUAAUUGAUAAAAUGAGAUGCAUGGAGCUGUGACAGGCCUCAGAUCUCCAAAAGACAAAGCGAGGAGCGGAAAGGAAAGCAGGUGAAGCAGAUCAUGGAGGAGGCUGUGACACGCAAGUUUGUCCACGAAGACAGCAGCCACAUCAUCUCCUUCUGUGCGGCUGUGGAGGCCUGCGUUCUGCACGGGCUUCGGCGGCGGGCGGCCGGCUUCCUACGCAGCAAUAAGAUUGCAGCCCUCUUUAUGAAAGUGGGCAAGAACUUCCCGCCGGCUGAGGAUCUGAGCCGCAAGGUGCAAGACCUGGAGCAGCUGAUCGAGAGCACGAGAAACCAGAUCCAGGGCCUCCAGGAGAAUGUGCGGAAGCUGCCGAAGCUGCCCAACUUGUCCCCACUUGCCAUCAAGCAUCUGUGGAUUCGCACGGCCUUGUUUGAGAAGGUCCUGGACAAAAUUGUGCAUUACCUUGUGGAAAACAGCAGUAAAUACUAUGAGAAGGAAGCUCUCCUGAUGGACCCUGUGGAUGGCCCCAUCCUUGCGUCUUUGUUGGUGGGGCCCUGUGCCCUAGAGUACACCAAGAUGAAGACUGCAGAUCACUUCUGGACCGAUCCCUCGGCUGACGAACUUGUCCAGAGGCACCGCAUCCACAGCUCCCACGUGCGGCAGGACUCGCCCACCAAACGUCCUGCCCUCUGUAUCCAGAAGAGGCAUUCCAGUGGCAGCAUGGAUGACCGGCCAUCCCUCUCUGCCCGCGACUACGUGGAGUCCCUGCAUCAGAACUCCCGUGCCACCCUUCUCUAUGGCAAAAACAACGUUCUUGUUCAGCCGAGGGACGACAUGGAGGCUGUGCCAGGGUACCUGUCCCUGCACCAGACGGCUGACGUCAUGACCUUGAAGUGGACGCCUAACCAGCUGAUGAACGGGUCUGUGGGGGACCUGGACUAUGAGAAGAGCGUCUACUGGGACUAUGCCAUGACCAUCCGCUUGGAGGAGAUUGUCUACCUGCACUGCCACCAGCAAGUGGACAGCGGCGGGACAGUGGUAUUGGUCAGCCAGGACGGGAUCCAGAGGCCGCCCUUCCGCUUCCCCAAGGGUGGGCACCUCCUGCAGUUCCUCUCAUGCCUGGAGAAUGGGCUGCUCCCACAUGGGCAGUUGGACCCGCCACUGUGGUCCCAGAGGGGUAAGGGCAAAGUGUUUCCUAAACUGCGCAAGCGAAGCCCUCAGGGUUCUGCCGAGUCCACAUCUUCAGACAAAGACGAUGACGAGGCCACGGAUUAUGUGUUCAGGAUCAUCUACCCUGGCAUGCAGUCAGAAUUCGUUGCCCCCGACCUCUUGGGCAGCACUUCCUCCGUCUCUGUGGGCCCCGCCUGGAUGAUGGUUCCUGCAGGCCGGUCCAUGCUGGUGGUGGCCAGAGGGAGUCAGUGGGAGCGAGCCAGAUGGGACACUACUCUCCCCACGCCGAGUCUGAAGGAGCAGCCCCCCAUGCCCCAGGAUCUGAUGGACGUCUCCGUAAGCAACCUCCCAUCCCUGUGGCAACCCAGUCCCCGGAAGUCCUCCUGUUCAUCCUGUUCACAGAGUGGCUUGGCUGAUGGUAGCUCGACCAAUGGCUGCAACCAUGAGAGGGCUCCCCUGAAACUUCUCUGUGACAAUAUGAAGUACCAGAUCCUCUCCAGAGCCUUCUAUGGAUGGCUGGCCUACUGCAGACACCUGUCCACCGUGAGGACCCACCUGUCAGCCCUGGUCAAUCACAUGAUCGUGUCUCCAGACUUGCCCUGCGAUGCUGGACAGGGGCUGACAGCCAGGAUCUGGGAGCAGUACCUUCAGGACAGCACAAGUUAUGAGGAUCAGGAGCUGCUGCGCCUCAUCUACUACGGGGGCAUCCAGCCUGAGAUCCGCAAGGCCGUGUGGCCCUUCCUCCUGGGCCACUACCAGUUCGGGAUGACGGAAACAGAAAGGAAAGAGGUGGACGAGCAGAUUCAUGCCUGCUACGCACAGACCAUGGCUGAGUGGUUGGGCUGCGAGGCGAUCGUGCGGCAGAGGGAGCGGGAGUCCCAUGCGGCCGCCCUGGCCAAAUGCUCAUCCGGGGCCAGCCUGGACAGCCACCUGCACCGGAUGUUGCACAGGGACUCAACCAUCAGCAACGAGUCCUCCCAGAGCUGCAGUUCGGGCCACCAGAACAUCCGCCUGCACAGCGACUCCAGCAGCAGCACACAGGUGUUUGAGUCUGUGGAUGAGGUGGAGCAGGUGGAGGCUGAAGGCAGACUGGAGGAGAAACAGCCCAAGAUCCCCAAUGGGAACAUAGUGAACGGCACUUGUUCCCCAGACUCGGGUCAUCCUUCCUCCCAUAACUUCUCCUCGGGCCUCUCAGAGCACUCAGAGCCCAGUCUGAGCACAGAAGACAGUGUCUUGGACGCCCAGCGGAAUACCCCCCCGGUGCUGCGACCUAGGGAUGGCAGCGUGGAUGACAGGCAGAGCAGCGAGGCCACCACAUCUCAGGAUGAAGCUCCCCGGGAGGAGCUGGCCGUGCAGGACAGCCUGGAGAGCGACCUCCUGGCCAACGAGAGCAUGGAUGAGUUCAUGUCCAUCACGGGCAGCCUGGAUGUGGCCCUGCCUGAAAAGGAUGAUGUUGUGAUAGAGGGCUGGAGGAGCAGCGAGACAGAGAAACGUGACCAGGCGGACAGCGAGGACAACCUCUCGGAGGAGCCUGAGAUGGAAAGUCUCUUCCCUGCCCUGGCUUCUCUGGCUGUGACUACUUCUGCCAACGAGGUGUCCCCUGUGUCUUCCAGCGGUGUCACCUACUCUCCAGAGCUGCUGGACCUGUACACGGUGAACCUGCACCGCAUCGAGAAGGAUGUGCAGAGGUGCGACCGCAACUACUGGUACUUCACGCCCGCCAACUUGGAGAAGCUGCGUAACAUCAUGUGCAGCUACAUCUGGCAGCACAUUGAGAUCGGCUAUGUCCAGGGCAUGUGUGAUCUUCUGGCUCCACUGCUGGUCAUUCUGGAUGAUGAGGCCCUUGCAUUCAGCUGCUUCACGGAGCUCAUGAAGAGGAUGAACCAGAACUUCCCCCACGGAGGCGCCAUGGACACACACUUUGCAAACAUGAGAUCAUUGAUCCAGAUCCUGGACUCAGAGCUGUUUGAGCUGAUGCAUCAGAACGGGGACUAUACUCACUUCUACUUCUGCUACCGCUGGUUCCUGCUGGAUUUCAAGCGAGAACUUGUCUAUGAUGACGUCUUCAUGGUCUGGGAGACCAUCUGGGCAGCCAAACACGUCUCCUCUGCGCACUACGUCCUAUUCAUUGCGCUGGCUCUGGUGGAAGUCUACCGCGACAUCAUUUUGGAGAACAACAUGGAUUUCACAGACAUCAUCAAAUUCUUUAAUGAAAUGGCUGAGCGACACAACACCAAGCAAGUCCUGAAGCUGGCGCGGGACCUCGUGUACAAGGUGCAGACUCUGAUUGAGAACAAGUGAGGGGCACCUCACCCCGGCAGCCUCAGCCAAGCUGCCCCCGCUGUUCCUCUGCUUACUUUUCCUCCUGGCUGGACAGCCACCCCUGGAGCGGGGUCCUGGUGUCUGUUCACAAGCAUGGAGUUCAGUGCGCAAAGAAACUACCCUGACUUUUACUUUUGGGCAGGUGGGGUGGAGGGAGUACCCCUUCAAUUCAGCCUUACAUUUUCCUGUUUGACCAAAGAUUGCCCAAGUCUGGCGUUCCUCCCUUGCAGGAGGUGGGGGUUGUUGGUGAAGGAAGAGCCAUCUUUGUUUGCUGGUGCCCAGAAUGGUCUCCUCUUCUUCUUUCCCUAUCCUUCUAAACUGUCUUGUAAGAUGAGACCUGGGGAGGGAAUUUCUUUUUGGAAAUUGGUGUAGAAGAGGUGUGUGGGGCUACCUCUAUGCUCCUCUGCAAGGGGUCUUUGGCGAUGUUCUGGACAUGGCUAAAGAUUGACUUAGAGAUUGACCCUCCACCUCGACAUUACUGACAUUUGGGGCCAGGUGAUUCUUUUGAGGGGACUGUCCCCUGCAUUGUAGGAUGCUGAGCAGCAUCGUGGGCCUCACCAGAUGCCAGUAGUGCCAUCCCCCACCCAUACCCCUGGUUGUGACAGCCCCCAAAAAUGUCUCUAGACAUUGCGAAAUGUUCCCUGCAGGGCAAAAUUGCCCCCAUUUGAGAACCACUGGCUUGGAGGAGGGACUACAAAUGUACUCCCUCCCUCAUUCUUUUGAUGCUAAGCCACCCUGGUCCUGAGGCUUCCCCUCACUUAGAAAAGGCACAUAGGAGGCCGGGCAUGGUGGCUCACGCCUGUAAUCCCAGCACUUUGGGAGGCCAAGGCGGGCGGAUCACAAGUUCAGGAGUUUUGAGACCAGCCUGGCCAACAUAGUGAAACCCUGUCUCUACUAAAAAUACAAAAAAUUAGCUGGGUGUGGUGGCGGGCACCUGUAAUCCCAGCUACUUGGGAGGCUGAGGCAGGAGAAUCACUUGAACCUGGGAGGUGGAGGUUGCAGUGAGCUGAGAUCGCGCCACUGCACUCCAGCCUGGGCGACAGAGCGAGACUCCGUCUCAAAAAAAAAAAAAGACAAGACACACAAGAGUCCCUCGCACAUCUCUCUUGGAGUCUGGGAUUCCAUCUGUUGUAUUUUCUCCUUUUUUCUCCUGUCUGAUGCCAGAAGAUACUUUUCUUCUUUUCAAGAAAAGCAUCUCCCCACAUAGGCGGUGGACCCAAAAAGUGUCUGUAGGCAUGAGACGAUCAGAGCUCUUUGGGGUCCUGCUCAGAGCCCCCCAGGCAGGGCAGAGUCUGUAUCCUGCUGCCAUCUUGCAAGGGAAAACCUCCUCUCCUUCUAAGUAUUGGGUCUUGGAAAGGUGUGUGUUUGGUGAAAGCCACUUAAUGGUGGUGGGGUGCGGCUUUUCUCUAAGCGCAAUUACUCACUCAGGCCAAAGGAGGAAAAGGAAGGCAGAGGUCAGCUAGGGUAGAGGGUGAUGUGUGUUUUCCUUGGGAAACAUCUGCUGACGAACUGGGUCCAGGGCCAUGCUAGGUCUGGGAACAGUCCUCUCCAGGUCUUCACACAGAGUAUCACCAAUCCACAAACAGACCCGAAGUGAGCUAGUUUACUCUGCCUACCUGUCCUUUCGAUAGAGCAGUCUUGCCCGCUCUUCUGUUCUGAGAAUGCACCCGGAAUGGGGGAAACCCAGCAAGCAGCAGAGAGAAAGUCUCUUCCCGGGAGACCUGCUGCCUCUAGGGUGGUCAAAGAAUGGCAGCUGGGAUUUUGGAGAGGGGAGAGGAUAGGUAAAGCAAUGUAUUGAAGCAUUUGCAGAGGGGUGUAUUAGUCCUCCCACCCUGAGCACACCGGGAUGGGGAUGCAUCCUUGCCUUGUGUGCUUGUAAAGGCUUUUUUCCCUCGGUAUAGCAACUUCAACUGCACCUGAACCUCCAACCUCUGCCCAACGUCUGGUGCAGGGUGGAUAGAGGUCUAGUCAGCCCUUACUUCCUGAAGAGAGCUCUGUGGGAGACUCGAGGCUACAGUAGCCUUCCCGGCUCCCACCUCCUACCCUACCCCCACCAAAGCAGAAACGGGAGACGGCAACGUUCUGGCUGCCAUUAGACUUGCGUCUCCCUCCCCUAUGUCCCCCAGCUUCCCAAGACAGGAAGAAAUGUGCAGAAGGCCCCUCCGGAGAAAACUGUAUUUUGCCGUUCAGCUGUUCUUUACAGAGGAUGUUAUUUUAGUGAGACCCGGGUCCCAGACCUUCUGAUUCCUAUUUAUUUUUUUAACAGACUAGUCUCAAAGUACAGCACAAAAUCUCUUCUCUGCCUUCUCUUGUGAUGUUCCAGAGAGCAUCUGUGGUUGUGAUUUGGAAUAAGUCGUAUUUAUUUGGUUUACUGUGCCUGUUCAGAUCUCUGUAUGUUGUGUGUGUUUCUGUGUCCUGGAAUUGGAUGCGUGGGAGUUGUUCUGUCCGCGGAGUGCACUCUUUUUUUCAGUGUGGCCCACAUAUCUUGUAAAUGUUUGCUGAAGAGUUGUGUCUAUAUAGAGAGAAAAUAUAUAUAAAUAGAGAAAUAUG
Molecule: messenger RNA, 16214 nt
Organism: Pongo pygmaeus (Bornean orangutan)
Lineage: Eukaryota; Metazoa; Chordata; Mammalia; Primates; Hominidae
Gene: SGSM1
Product: small G protein signaling modulator 1
Exons: 25
Coding region: 10272-13643 (1123 amino acids)
Biological process (GO): activation of GTPase activity
Molecular function (GO): GTPase activator activity
Source: RefSeq, a predicted model, not a curated record